AUGGCUACAGCAUUGGUGGGGACACUCGCGGCUUUUGACAGCCAGAGUCAAGCCUGGGAGGAGUACAUCGAGGUGAUGGAACAUUUUUUUGUGGCAAAUGAGAUCACGGAAGCUGAAAGAAAGCGGGCUAUAUUGUUGAGCUCAGUGGGCAGCCGGACAUAUAGUUUAAUGAGAAACUUGUUAAGCCCGGAGAAGCCCGGUGAUAUGUUGUAUGAUGACUUAACUGACCUGCUGCAGUCACACUACAACCCAAAGCCCAGUGAGAUAGUCCAACGAUUCAAGUUUAACUCGAGGACGAGGGCGGUGAAUGAGACUGUGACGGAGUAUGUAGCGGUGCUGCGGGAGCUGGCUCAACACUGCAACUACGGGGAUAAGCUGAAAGAGAUGCUGCGGGACAGGCUCGUGUGCGGCAUUGCGGAUGACCGCAUCCAGCGGAGAUUGUUGGCAGAGCCAGAUCUGACUUUUGAGCGGGUGCUGAAGGUCGCGCAAGCCAUAGAGACUGCAAGCAGGGACGUGCGCGACCUGCAGCUGCAACCGAAAACGAUGGACAAGCAGAAACAGACAACGCUGCAAGAGGUGUUAAGCGAGAACAAGGACGUUUUCAAAGAGGAACUGGGAACGUGGAGGGGCCCCCCAGCAAAAAUAUACGUAAAAGAAGGAGUUGCUCCAAAAUAUUAUAAACCCCGCCCAGUCCCUUAUGCCAUGAGAAAGAAGGUGGAAGGCGAGUUGCAGAGACUCACAAAUCAAGGGAUAAUCGAGCCAGUGAAGUUUUCUGAGUGGGCCGCGCCGAUUGUUCCUGUAUUGAAGCCAGACAACUCAGUGCGCAUCUGUGGAGAUUACAAGCUCACAGUCAACCUGGUGUCAAAGUUAGAACAAUAUCCAAUACCAAAGCUGGAGGAUUUGUUCGAAAAGUUGUCUGGUGGUGAAAAGUUCAGUAAACUGGACUUAAGCCAUGCAUAUCAACAGGUGAUCUUAGAUGAAACAUCAAAGCCUUAUGUCACCAUUAACACACAUAAAGGUCUGUUUCAGGUGAACCGUCUGCCUUUUGGAGUUUCUUCCAGUCCAGCCAUAUUUCAGAGACUGAUGGAGAGUCUGGUGGCUGGCAUUCCAAAUGUAGAAGUAUAUUUGGAUGACAUUUUGUUGACAGGCCAAAGUGACCAAGAACAUCUGGCAUCUGGCAUCUGGCAAGAGUUUUUAGGGUAUAAAGUGGAUGCCUCAGGACUUCACCCUCUACCACAUAAGGUCAGUGCAAUACAGAAAGCACCAGCACCCACUAAUGUCACUGAACUGCGUGCGUACCUGGGGCUGCUCAAUUAUUACAAUAGAUUCCUGCCAAACUUGUCGACAUUGUUAGCUCCCUUGCAUGAACUGUUGAAAAAAGAGACAAAAUGGAAAUGGGCGACAGAACAAGAGAGAGCGUUUGAAGACUCAAAACGCCUCAUGCAAUCUUCUGAAGUUUUAGUGCAUUAUGACAGUCAAAAAGACUUGAUCCUGUCCUGUGAUGCUUCGCCCUAUGGAGUGGGGACGGUGUUGUCUCACCGAAUGCCGGGUGGACAAGAGCGACCAAUCAGCUUUAUGUCAAGGACGCUGACAUCAGCUGAAUCCAACUACUCACAAUUGGACAAAGAGGGCUUGGCAGUGAUGUUUGGCAUUCAGCGCUUCCACAAAUACUUGUAUGGGAGGAAGUUUGUCAUUUGCACCGAUCACAAACCCUUGUUAUCCCUCUUUAAUGAGAUGAAGGCUGUGCCUAACAUGGCAUCUCCUCGUAUUCAGCGAUGGGCUGUAACGCUGAGAGCGUAUGAAUACGAGAUAAUUUACAAACCGGGGAAACAUCAUGGUAAUGCAGAUGCCAUGAGUCGCCUGCCUCUGCCGCAACCUGCAGCCAUGGUUGAGCAGGAGGAAAGAGUGCUCAUGAUGGAGACUGUAACUCUCGUAUGGACAAAUAGAGACCCUGUAUUGUCCAGAGUGGCACAGUUUAUCCAACAUGGCUGGUCAAUGCACGACUUAGAUCCAGGUUUCCAACCUUAUUCUGUAAGAAAAACAGAGUUAAGUGUACAAGAUGGGUGUGUAUUGUGGGGGUCACGUGUUGUGGUGCCCCCACCAGGGCGGGAGGCCAUGUUACAGCAAUUACAUCAUGGUCACAUUGGCAUCACUAGGAUGAAAGCUCUGGCACGGAGCUACUUCUGGUGGCCAAAAUUGGAUGCAGACAUUGAGACUGCAGUUAAAAGUUGUGUCACAUGCCAAGAACACCGUAACCUGCCUGCUCCAGCACCACUUCACCCGUGGGAGUGGCCAAGUAAACCAUGGCAGAGAUUACACAUUGACUAUGUGGGACCUUUUAUGGGACACAUGUUUCUGAUCCUGAUGGACGCGCAUUCAAAGUGGAUGGAUGCUUAUCCUGUAACAACCUCCACCUCAACCAUCACAAUUGAAUGCCUGCGAAAGAGCUUCAGUAGUCAGGGGAUACCAGAGACAAUUGUGUCAGAUAAUGGCUCAUGUUUUGUGAGUGCGGAAUUCAAAGACUUUCUCGAAAAAAAUGGUAUUGAGCACAUCACAUCUGCGCCAUAUCAUGCGUCAUCCAACGGCUGUGCGGAGCGCGCAGUCCAGACCUUCAAGGCGAUGUUGAAAAAGGCAGUCCCGUUCUUAUAA
This is a messenger RNA of Cololabis saira (Pacific saury), 2649 nucleotides long. RefSeq lists its product as uncharacterized. The record is from RefSeq and is a predicted model, not a curated record. Lineage: Eukaryota; Metazoa; Chordata; Actinopteri; Beloniformes; Belonidae. The transcript has 3 exons. Gene Ontology annotation, molecular function: nucleic acid binding. The coding region runs from base 1 to 2649 and encodes 882 amino acids. Gene Ontology annotation, biological process: DNA integration.